GAAGUCACUAAUGAAAUGAUCGUGACCAAGAACGGCAGACGGAUGUUCCCGGUCCUAAAGAUUAGCGUCACGGGGCUGGACCCCAAUGCCAUGUACUCGCUCUUGCUGGACUUUGUCCCAACGGACAGUCACCGCUGGAAGUACGUCAAUGGGGAAUGGGUGCCCGCGGGCAAGCCAGAGGUCUCCAGCCACAGCUGUGUCUACAUCCACCCGGACUCCCCCAACUUCGGGGCCCACUGGAUGAAGGCGCCCAUCUCCUUCAGCAAAGUGAAGCUGACCAACAAGCUCAACGGAGGUGGGCAGAUAAUGUUGAAUUCUCUGCAUAAAUAUGAACCCCAGGUUCACAUAGUGCGUGUUGGAGGUGCCCAUCGAAUGGUGAUGAACUGCUCCUUCCCUGAAACCCAGUUCAUAGCUGUGACUGCCUAUCAGAACGAGGAGAUAACAGCUCUCAAAAUCAAGUACAACCCUUUUGCCAAAGCCUUCUUGGAUGCUAAGGAAAGGAACCACCUCAAAGACGUUCCGGAAGCUAUGUCUGAGAGCCAACAUGUGGCCUAUUCUCACUUGGGAGGCUGGAUCUUUUCCAAUCCGGAUGGAGUAUGCACAGCAGGAAACGCCAAUUACCAGUAUGCUACUCCUUUGCCUCUGUCUGCUCCCCACACCCACCAUGGCUGUGAGCACUAUUCUGGCCUCCGAGGACACCACCGGCAGGCUCCAUACCCUUCUGCGUACAUGCACAGAAACCACUCUCCCUCAGUGAAUUUGAUAGAAAGCCCCAGCAAUAAUCUGCAAGUUUUCUCUGGAGCCGACAGCUGGACUUCCUUACCUUCCACACCCCAUGCCAGCAUCCUGUCUGUACCUCACACCAGCGGACCGAUCAAUCCAGGGCCUAGCCCCUACCCGUGCCUGUGGACCAUCAGUAACGGUGGCGGGGGCCCUUCCGGGUCGGGCUCAGAGGUGCACGCCGGCUCCCCGGGAGCGUUUCUCCUGGGUAAUCCAGCUGUGACUUCGCCCCUCUCCACCCAGGCUCCUGCUUCGGCUGGUGUGGAGGUUCUGGGGGAGCCCUCGCUGACCAGCAUCGCUGUGUCUACCUGGACAGCAGUGACCUCGCAUCCCUUCUCAGGCUGUGGUAGCCCGGGUGGGGGUGGGCGCCAGUCUCCCUCCUCACUGGAGAGUUAAGCAGGAUCCUAAGAAAGUUGUCAGCAGAGAACCUGCUAGGUGUAGAGCUCUUAGAAGUCUCACCUACUAAUCCCAGUGAGUCAGACUGCAGAGUCUCCCCACCCAGUGAACGGGGUUAUACCAGAAGCCUACAGGGAGAUGGUUUAGUUUGGAUAAUGCUAAUUUUGUCACCUGCAUCUCUCCACCAUUUUCUUUUUGCGCUCCCAUUUUCUCUGCAACUUAUCGUGCUAAGCUUAGGCAACAAAAGUUCCUUGAGUAUUUUCCUCGUGCCCUGCCCCUUACUGUCAAGUGAUUCUAGAAGGCUGUCCUUCUUGUUCUGUGGAGGUGAUGCAAGGCUGUUAAGUGAGCUCAACAUUUACUUAGCCUAAGGCCACUGCUUUGGAGCUUUGUGCUGCCCUGAAAGUAUGUGUGGCCACAGAGACCAAGGAAGGGUGUAAGUCCGUGGAGUGAAGUUAACGAAAACAGAGCUAAUCACAUAUUACAGCGUAGAGAAUUGAGGAAAUGAGAUCAUGUCACUCCCUGGCUUAGAAACCUUCGAUGGCUCACCAUUGCCUACAGAUUGAAGUCGAUCUCCUCUGCCAUCUGCCCUCAAACCACUUUUCCAGCUUUAGCUACCUGUUUUCCCCUUAGCAUCCUAUAUUUCAGUCAAGGCAUACAUUCUGCCCCUGUCUUUUGAACGUUCAGUGUACUCUCCCAGCUCUGUACCUACUCCUGUACCUGAAAUAUCCUUCUCUGUUCAGUCCUGCCUGUACGAAUCCUGCCCGUCUCCCAGGGACUGGCCAGAGCACCACCCACUGCAUCAAGCAUCUGAUCUGCUGGGCUCCCUGACCUCCCACUGGUUUUGCCUCUGUUCUAGAGCUCACCUCAUUCUGCCUUGUAUUUUUAGUACCUGUGCGUGUGUCUCUCUCCCACUAGACUGUGAGCCCCUCGAGGGUGAGGCCCAGCCUUCUUGUCUCUGUUCCCCAUAGCAGCAUCUGGUUCUGUGCCUUGCCUAUAGUAGGUGCCCAAUAAACACUGGUUGAGUUGA
This is a messenger RNA of Lagenorhynchus albirostris (white-beaked dolphin), 2203 nucleotides long. It is a transcript of the gene TBX19, whose product is annotated as T-box transcription factor 19. Lineage: Eukaryota; Metazoa; Chordata; Mammalia; Artiodactyla; Delphinidae. Gene Ontology annotation, biological process: positive regulation of DNA-templated transcription; regulation of transcription by RNA polymerase II; heart morphogenesis. The record is from RefSeq and is a predicted model, not a curated record. Gene Ontology annotation, cellular component: nucleus. Bases 16 to 1176 code for a protein of 386 amino acids. Gene Ontology annotation, molecular function: DNA-binding transcription factor activity, RNA polymerase II-specific; RNA polymerase II cis-regulatory region sequence-specific DNA binding. The transcript has 8 exons.